GGCCUUUGCCGGGUGCUUCAGUCGCGGUUCAAACGUUCCGGUGAUAACAUCGAGCUUCUCCGCAAAGCCUUCGAACGGGAACUCUAGUAUAACUUACAGAGAAUACAACCAUGGACAAUAAGAUGGUUCUCGUCUCAGCGUCAAUGCUCCUCUUGGUCGCCAUCCUGGCUUCGCACAACGGUGUCCAUGCGAGGUCCGUUGUCCCCGACGGCCUCCAGGAUCUUGAAAUUCCUCGUCAGGAAAGCGAUUUGUUCGCCGUCAGAAGAAAGAGGCAGGUGUUCGACGCCUCGUGCAAAGGGAUCUACGAUCGAAAGCUUUGGGCCAAGCUCAACAAUGCGUGCUUGGACUGCCAGAACAUCUACAGAGGGAAUCCGGCUAUUGAGGGAGAAUGCAGGGAAAACUGCUUCGGUACAGGGGUCUUCUACGAAUGCAUCAGGGACCUGAAACUACCCGCGAAAAAUUACUUAUAUUUUGCCGAACUCUUGAGAAAAAGCUAGUGUGUAGAAGCAAUUAUACCUCAAGGAUCAGAAAUCGAUACAGCUGAAAAAAAUAUAUGUCUAUAUUUUACAUUCGUAAUCCCUCUAUAAACAACUAAACUCAAGCAGCAACAACCAGAUUGCCAAGCUCCUCGUUAAAGGAACCACUUCCCUGUUGAAAUCUUUUUCCCGCGCGUCAGCAAAAGAAUGGCGUUUCCUGUUUAUCUCGUUCAGCGAAGGUGGAAGUGUGGAGUGUGGAGUGUGUUGUGUUGCACUGGAGUAAUGUGGAUCACUCUCCUGCAGUGGAGAGGUUGAACAGAGAGGUGUUUGUGGGGAAAUCUGCGAAGGAUUAGCAGGAUGGGGAAAAUAUGCAGAAGUUUGGAGAAGAUUGGAAAAUUACAGGCCAGUAAGAUUGGAAAAUUGUUCUAGAAACGAAAACGGGAAAGGUGUAUAUAUGAAAUAAAAUUAGAAGAAAUACUGGAGAAAACAAGAGGAAGAAAAAAAAACAUAUAUACGCGCAAGAAACGAGAAGAUUAAAGAGCAAAGACAAGUUAGGAGAAGCAUAGAAGUAACCGAAGAAACGAGAAGAAAGGAAAUGGAACGUGCAAAAUACAGAAGAAAAUUAAAAAAAAAACGACAAGAAAAGAGCCAAAGUGAACAAUUACAUCAAUUUCAUCGGAAGUGAAGAAAAGAUGCGUGACAAUGAACACGUGAACUAUAAUUGUUAUCGGUUAUUUAUUACAAUUUCCUGUCUCUUCUUUGGGCAUUCCUGUAACAAAGGUUUAGAAGACCGAAAUUGCUGACGUCAUACAAGACAAAUUACUGUUAAAAUUCGCGAUAAGAUUAUAGUUUCACUUCGUCGAGUUUCUUGCAUGUAUCGCAAUUAAUACGUACAUAUAUACAUGUCUUUAUAUACACGUGUGUGUGUGCGUGUACAUGUAUGUAUUUUUCAUGUGUUGUUCUAGUCGGAUAUGAUUGUAAUUGUUUCAUAUUUUUGUACCUGCUUUACAUAUUUAAAUAAUUUAUGAUUUAAAGAUAAGUAUACUAAUUUUGUUGA
This is a messenger RNA of Penaeus chinensis, 1533 nucleotides long. Its product is annotated as crustacean hyperglycemic hormone 6-like. Gene Ontology annotation, biological process: circadian rhythm. Lineage: Eukaryota; Metazoa; Arthropoda; Malacostraca; Decapoda; Penaeidae. The record is from RefSeq and is a predicted model, not a curated record. Gene Ontology annotation, molecular function: neuropeptide hormone activity. The transcript has 4 exons. Gene Ontology annotation, cellular component: extracellular region. Bases 111 to 497 code for a protein of 128 amino acids.